AUGAUGAUGAUGGCAUUUUCCCAGAAAGCCAUCUUCUUCCUGUUUCCCUUGAAAUCCCAUCCUGCUUUUCCUGUACACUACCCCUCACAAACCACAAGCUGCAGCAACAUGGAUGCCCAGCCUGGAGCAGCAGCAGCCAGGAUGACUUGGAGCCAGGGGGGCCUUCGGAACAGAUGCACACCCUUCCUGGGUGAUGUUUUUCAGCUUCGUGAGGAAUCUUACCAUCAAAGACAAUGGCCAGCAAUGUUACCAACAAGACGGAUCCUCGCUCCAUGAACUCCCGAGUAUUCAUUGGGAAUCUCAAUACGCUUGUGGUCAAGAAGUCUGAUGUGGAAGCAAUCUUCUCUAAAUAUGGCAAAAUUGUGGGUUGCUCUGUUCAUAAGGGCUUUGCCUUCGUUCAGUAUGUUAAUGAGCGAAAUGCCCGCGCUGCUGUGGCAGGAGAAGAUGGCAGAAUGAUUGCUGGCCAGGUUUUAGAUAUUAAUCUGGCUGCAGAGCCAAAAGUGAACCGAGGAAAAGCAGGUGUGAAACGAUCUGCAGCGGAGAUGUACGGGUCAGUACCAGAACACCCUUCUCCGUCCCCUCUACUCAGCUCCUCUUUUGACUUGGACUAUGACUUUCAACGGGAUUAUUAUGACAGGAUGUACAGUUACCCUGCUCGUGUUCCUCCUCCUCCUCCUAUUGCUCGGGCUGUAGUGCCCUCGAAACGCCAGCGUGUAUCAGGAAAUACAUCACGAAGGGGCAAAAGUGGCUUCAAUUCUAAGAGUGGACAGCGAGGAUCUUCUUCCAAAUCUGGAAAGUUGAAAGGAGAUGACCUUCAGACAAUUAAGAAGGAGUUGACCCAGAUAAAACAAAAAGUGGAUUCUCUACUUGAAAGCCUGGAAAAAAUUGAAAAGGAACAGAGCAAACAAGGAGUAGAGAUGAAGAAUGAUAAGUCAGAAGAGGAGCAGAGCAGCAGCUCCCUGAAGAAAGAUGAGACUAAUGUGAAGAUGGAGUCUGAGGGGGGUGCAGAUGACUCUGCUGAGGAGGGGGACCUACUGGAUGAUGAUGAUAAUGAAGAUCGGGGGGAUGACCAGCUGGAGUUGAUCAAGGAUGAUGAAAAAGAGGCUGAGGAAGGAGAGGAUGACAGAGACAGCGCCAAUGGCGAGGAUGACUCUUAAGCACAUAGUGGGGUUUAGAAAUCUUGUCCCAUUAUUUCUUUAUCUAGGCGCUUGUCUAAAAUCAAAAUUUUCACCAGAUCCUCUCCCCUAGUAUCUUCAGCACAUGCUCACUGUUCUCCCCAUCCUUGUCCUUCCCAUGUUCAUUAAUUCAUACUGCCCUGCGCCUAGUCCCAUUUUCACUUCCUUUGACGCUCCUAGUAGUUAUGUUAAGUCUCACCCUGUAAUUUUUUGCUUUUAAUUUUGAUACCUCUUUAUGACUUAACAAUAAAAAGGAUGUAUGGUUUUUA
Molecule: messenger RNA, 1444 nt
Organism: Condylura cristata (star-nosed mole)
Lineage: Eukaryota; Metazoa; Chordata; Mammalia; Eulipotyphla; Talpidae
Gene: HNRNPC
Product: heterogeneous nuclear ribonucleoprotein C (C1/C2)
Exons: 8
Coding region: 234-1157 (307 amino acids)
Cellular component (GO): nucleus
Molecular function (GO): RNA binding
Source: RefSeq, a predicted model, not a curated record